UUCAUUUGAAGCCUGAAGGCAAGUAGUUUCUUUGAAUCCUACUGUCAUCAGUGCCAAGUGCCAAGAAAUGAGCAAGGGUAAAUAAAUAAAUAUAAAAUAUGUAAUAAGUUUAAUUUUAUAUAAUUUUUCAAACAAACAAAUCGAAUUUACUUAUGUAACAGUGACGUGAAAUUUAUUAUUGUCAUUUUGGCACAAACUUCAAAAAAGGUAAAAAUCAAAAAAUGACACACACAGAUUUAUCGCCUCAUCUUCACACGGAUAAAUGCAAUCAAAUGGUGGAACUUUGGAGGCAAUGCCGUAAGGACAAUUUCUUCAAGGUAAUGGUGGGGUAUUGCAAUUCCCAUUACGAUGCCAUGGCCGAUUGUUUGAAGAGCGAAAGGCUGGCCAGAAGGGCGGAAAAUCAGAGAAAAGCUAGAGAGUCCAAGAAAAGGAUAAGUGAGAGGAUUAAGGCGCUGGAGCUAGAAGAGGAGAAAAAGAAACAAGAAGCAUAAUUUGUGAUACUUUAUAAUAAUAUUGUUAUAAAUAAAUUAAAAUUAUAUUAUUGUUUUUUAAUUUGUUGCUUGUAAUAUACGAUUUGUAUUUC
This is a messenger RNA of Ceutorhynchus assimilis (cabbage seed weevil), 583 nucleotides long. The record is from the annotation of a GenBank genome assembly. NCBI's taxonomy places the organism in Eukaryota, Metazoa, Arthropoda, Insecta, Coleoptera, Curculionidae.